Molecule: messenger RNA, 1150 nt
Organism: Podospora bellae-mahoneyi
Lineage: Eukaryota; Fungi; Ascomycota; Sordariomycetes; Sordariales; Podosporaceae
Exons: 3
Coding region: 1-897 (298 amino acids)
Biological process (GO): endoplasmic reticulum to Golgi vesicle-mediated transport
Cellular component (GO): membrane; trans-Golgi network
Source: RefSeq, a predicted model, not a curated record
AUGGCGGCCCCGAACAGAAGCCACUACCAAUCCACCCCCCAAGUCGACCUCGAGAACAACGACGAGGAUAUCCACGAUUUGAUCGAUCCCGAUGAUGCGGACCUCAACUCCUUCGACGACCCCCUAGCCCCCUCUUCCUCUACAUCCCGACCCCUCCCCCAAGGCAGCAUCACCUCCGCCUCCCAAACCGCCACAGCCCUCUCCUCCCGCUGGGGUUUAUCAGGUGAAGACCGCGCCGCACCCCUAAACACAAUCGACGAGCCCGUCUCCGCCACCCUCCUUAGGGAUCUCUCCGCCAUCUGGUCCAAGCUGAAAGAAGUCCUGUACCCAAAGUACCUCUUUGGCGGGUCCAUGUCCUCGAUUUCGGACGUCAGAAACUUGCGGUUGGCCCAGGCAAGGGAGGAAAUUGUUGGUUUAGCGUCAAGGGCGAUGGACGCGGAUAGCUUGCUGAGCAACAACCACAUGAGCAGCGGGUUGAGGGAUUGGGAUUUGUGGGGGCCGUUGGUGUUUUGUCUUUUGCUGUCGACGCUGCUGAGCUUGAAGAGUAGGGAGCAGCAGAGGGAGGUGGUGUUUAGUGGGGUUUUCGCUAUGGUUUGGGUUGGGAUGGGGGUUGUUACGGUCCAGAUAAGGUUGUUGGGGGGGAAUAUAUCUUUUGCGCAGAGUGUCUGUAUCAUUGGGUAUACCCUCUUUCCGCUCGUCAUUGCCGCGUUGCUGUCGGCUGUGAGUCUGAUUUGGAUUGCGAGGAUUCCGGUUUAUUUGGUGUUGGUUGGGUGGAGUUUGGCGGCGGGGGUGAGUAUUCUGGGGGGUAGCGGGGUGGUGAAGAAUCGGGUUGGGUUGGCGGUGUAUCCGUUGGCGGUGUUUUAUUUGGGGUUGGGGUGUUUGUGUUUUAUCUCUUGAAGAAGAGAAAUGGUGUGGUAUGGGGAGGGAGUUAAAGGGGGAGGGAAGAGGAGAGGUGUAUUGAUAGGUGGGGACUUAUUCAACUACAGCAGUCAGUGUAUCCGUUUCGGAGCUUUUGGUUCCUACGAGUUAGUUAGGUAGGCAGGUAGGCAGGCGUUUGAAGGGGGAUCAUGGGAAAAUAUUGAGAUUCUACUUUUAUAUGUGCUUUGUUGAGCGUCACGCUGUGGGGGUGGUUAGCCGGAUCUAAGUAGUG